AUGGAAGGUACUCGUCUACGGUAGAGCAGACAUUGUCAGCUUUUCUUCAUGGAAUUGUGGCGGGCUCCAGCUAUGAAAGGAAGCCAGUGAGAAGAAUUUGAAUGGGGAAACAAAGAGGCGCAAGAAGAACUAUGGCGGAGGGGUAAUUCGUCAAGGGUAUCGAAUAUAAGGUAGUUGGCCAUAAAUUCAGCAGAAUCAAGAGGACCGGGGGACGGGGAUGUACAAACAGUGUGACGAGCAAGUGAUGGAGGAUCCUGGAGAAUCCCGCACUCUCCGGAUCACGGACCGGAUUCCUUUUUCAAACUCAAACCACCAUCACCCAGUAGGCUCUGCGGGCGACCGUGUCUUUCCUCUGCUUUGUUCUCAGAUAUUUUCAGGUCUUCCUCUGGACUACUUUGUCUUGCCCAGGAAGAGACCAGUGGUACCAUGGGAAUGGCCUGAGAAAUGGCAUACUAGACUGCAUGAAUUGAGUACCACAUUGUAUAGCUGCGCAAAUACCCCGGAUUCAGGCUUUAUUCCACGCUUCUUGAUUUCCGUGUUGGCGAAGUGUCAAACCCCUCCGAGAAGUGGCACAAGGCUCGAUAUCAGAAAGAGAGAAGUGAAAAUGACUGCGCGCGAAGUCGGUCAUUUUGCAGCGUAUCCUAUGCUCGUUUGUGGUAUUUCCUUUCUCGUCCUUGAAGACGUGAAAGAACGCCAAACAUAG
Molecule: messenger RNA, 703 nt
Organism: Desarmillaria tabescens
Lineage: Eukaryota; Fungi; Basidiomycota; Agaricomycetes; Agaricales; Physalacriaceae
Exons: 4
Coding region: 218-703 (161 amino acids)
Source: RefSeq, a predicted model, not a curated record